AUGCCAAAAGAAAGCCAACGGGGUCCUUUCCUAGGGGCAAUUUCGCCUUGGAGUAGCCCCCAAAGCUCGACACCCUUGUCUACUACAGACAAGCAACACGAUAUCCAGAAUAUCCUGAAGCAAUCCCAAGGACAAGACCAUGCUGUCACGCAUAGGUACAGACUCAGCUUACACCGUUACCCUGAAGACUGCCCGCCCUUGAGUGUCAAGUGGUUUUAUGCAGUGGACUCUCCGAAAAGGAAGCCGGAGCUGUCUACCAGUGCUCGGAAUAAAGAAGAUCUCAAGCUGCCACCCCCCAAGAAAUUUGUGCAAUUCUCAAUUAGGGACUCUCAUGCCAUUGAAGAAGCUUUCCAAAGGAUAUCGGACAUCGAGGUUGAAAAUGAGAACUUUAGCCACGAACAAGCAGACCCUGGCUGUUCACGCGUUCCAACCAAGGUUUCCGUGAAUGAGGACUUUUUGUUCGAUGUGAACGUGGAAAAUAGGGAGCUGGCGCCAACGUACUGGGUAGGCCCCAUAUAUGAAGUGCGCCGAGGGACAUGGUUCUUUCAGGAAGGAUCGACUAUGAAGCCAUGCGAAGAGAACUUAGCAACACAGCUUGAGGAGGGAUAUCUAAAGCUAAAACCCUGGCGAUGCUCGGACACCCGUCGCUCUCCAUCAACUGCUUCGUCGACAACACUUAGUCACCAAGGUAAGUCAAAAACGCGCAACCCCCGUGGUACUUCCGGAACCAGUAAUGAACCAAGGGAUUAUCGAUUGUUCGGCGCUUAUAUGAGCAAUAUAGUCACAUAUCAAGAUGCUUCCACUGCGCUGCUGACAAGUGAUGACUUCAUGUCCAGGGUCAGCACUACUGUAUACCAAAAGCUGGGUGCUGUCGCAGGCACAAAACUUAUACGUGGCUUCAAUGAAGCGAAGAAGCCCACAGAUUCAUCAAAAUGUGGCACUCCACCAAAGCAGACACACGAUGGGCUCAAGCGUCGCACCAAACUACCAGGGCAGCUCGAAGUAGAAUCCAAGUUGUUGGGUUUGACCGAAUUGACUGGACCAGACAACCCCAGUCUAACGAAUACAACAACAGGGUCUGCAACCAAAGAGCCGUGUAAUGGGGCAGAUGGUCGCUCGGAAUUGGCCGAGCUUGAAGAGCAAGUGCGUACUCAAGAUCAGAAGGAGAUGGAGGCAUCAAAAGACUCCAAUGAAGAUCGAGAUCGGAAGAUAGAUCACUUGGUCCUAGUCACUCAUGGGAUUGGCCAGCGCCUGGGCUUGCGCCUAGAAAGUGUAAAUUUCAUACACGAUGUCAAUGUUUUACGCAAAACGAUGAAAAGUGUUUAUCGAGCAUCACCCGAUCUUCAAGCCUUCAACUCGCAAUUCGCUGAUAAGCAUGAAAACUGCCGCAUCCAGGUCCUACCCGUGUGUUGGAGGCAUAUGCUCGAUUUUCCCUAUCAACGAAUGGAGCAAAGUCGGAAGGAACUCGACUUAGCGGACGCGGAGGCUCCCGAAGAUGCAAUACCAGCAUACCCUACUCUAUCAGAUAUUACACUCGACAACGUGCCUGCUGUUCGGAAUCUCAUAUCCGACCUGGCUAUGGAUGUUCUGCUUUAUCAGAGUGCGUAUUGUGAACACAUAUCUCACAUAGUGAAAGGGGAGUGCAAUAGAAUCCUGAGGCUUUUCAAGGAGCGAAAUCCUUCCUUCAAAGGCUCAGUGAGUCUUUGCGGCCAUUCUCUUGGUAGUGCAAUCCUCUUUGAUAUACUCUGCCAUGAACCCCAUGAUAGCCGUCAUGAACCCCAUGAUAGCCGUCAUGCAACCCCCUCGGUCAAUGCCAGACAGCCAGAAUGUUGUCGAGAUUCUUUGGAAUUUCAAUGCCAGGAAUUCUUCUGUCUAGGCUCCCCUGUCGCAUUAUUUCAGAUGCUCAAAGGGAAGACUAUUGCUGCGCGGCUGGCUCGAGACGAGGGACUAGCAGAAUCUUUUGCUUCACACCAGACUAGCACCGUGCUCGCUCAGAAUGAGUUAUCUGUUUCUUCACCUAAAUGUGGGCAGCUGUACAAUAUUUUCCAUCCCUCUGACCCCGUGAGUUAUCGUUUAGAGCCUUUGAUCUCACCAGCACUGUCAUCGCUCAAGCCGCAGCCUUUGCCGUCGGUAAAGAAAAGUCUUUGGGCAACAUCCGGUCAGAGUCUUUCCAUGAUCGGUAAUCGUGUCGGCCAAAGUGUGGGAUCUCUCUGGACGAAUUUCACGUCAGGUGUCGCCAGCAGUCUUCUUAACCGUAGCCUCGGUCUGAGUCCCGAGGAUGCCUCAAUCCGCUCAUCGUCCAAUGCGAAUACUCAAGACCCCCAGAAUCUACCAUCGGUCACGGGUGCCUCUGCGCUGAGUGAAGACAAAAGUCGACGACCCACACUGCUUCACUCUGAUUUGGAAACGCUCUACGGAAAAAUCCAUCGGGACAGGAUCUCAGCGAAGCAGAAUUUACAAGCCAGAGAACAUGCUAGCGGAGCCCCUGGGGCAGACAGUGGCUCGAAAAGGAUUCUGCUAGAGGAUGCCAAGGUAAGGGCCCUGAAUGCCAACGGGCGUGUUGACUAUAGCAUACAGGAGGGUGCAUUCGAUAUAUCUAUGAUUGCAAGUAUUGCCAGCCACCUGAGCUACUGGACAGAUGAGGAUGUGAGCCACUUUAUGCUAUCGCAAAUGCUGUGUAGGAGGGAACAGUCAUCAGGAAGUCAAGAUCAGCCCUAG
Aspergillus aculeatinus CBS 121060 is the source of this 2718-nucleotide messenger RNA. Its product is annotated as DDHD family phospholipase. Bases 1 to 2718 code for a protein of 905 amino acids. The record is from RefSeq and is a predicted model, not a curated record. Gene Ontology annotation, cellular component: cytoplasm. Gene Ontology annotation, molecular function: glycerophospholipase activity; metal ion binding. The transcript has 5 exons. NCBI's taxonomy places the organism in Eukaryota, Fungi, Ascomycota, Eurotiomycetes, Eurotiales, Aspergillaceae.